Molecule: messenger RNA, 1860 nt
Organism: Anopheles maculipalpis
Lineage: Eukaryota; Metazoa; Arthropoda; Insecta; Diptera; Culicidae
Product: maternal protein exuperantia-like
Exons: 5
Coding region: 40-1854 (604 amino acids)
Biological process (GO): bicoid mRNA localization
Molecular function (GO): protein homodimerization activity; RNA binding
Source: RefSeq, a predicted model, not a curated record
CAGUGAUUUUAAGUGCUUUUUAUCCAAAGGUUGUACAAAAUGGUGGCUGGUGUAGAAGAAUCGAAGGUUGGUGUUGACGAGGAGCAGCACUAUGACGAUAGUAGUUUCGAUGAGUGCGACACGCCAGCCGGUGUGUUGUCCUCGAAAUUCGACAAAACCGACGUAUCGAUUAAUACAAAUCCGUUACCACAUGGCAAGUACACCUUGAUUGGUAUCGAUAUAGAUACGACGGGUCGUAGACUUAUCGAUGAGAUCGUACAGAUCUCGGCCUUCACCCCGGACAAACAGUAUGCGCAGUACAUAAUGCCACUGAUGAAUCUGAACCCGGCUGCCCGUCAGCGCCAUCAGGUUCGAGUGAUCACGGUGGGAUUUUUCCGCAUGCUGAAGAGCAUGCAGACGUACCGUGUCAUGAAGACCAAGAUGGAAAUUGCAGCACUGAAUGAAUUCCUCGAUUGGCUUGAGGAACGUCGUCGUGAAGAUGAAGGAUCCGAGGGCAUCGUACUUGUGUAUCACGAACAACGAAAAUUCGUACCGUAUAUGGUGAUCGAAGCGUUGAAAAAGUACAAGUUGUUGGAUCGCUUUGCUGAGACGGUCAAGUCGUUUGUGAAUGGGUUCAAAUUGGCCGAAGAGAAGUGUACUAAAACUAUCAAGUAUUUGACCAUACGUCAGCUGGCAAUGAUAGUUUUGGAUGAAAAAGAAGGUUCUCGGGAAGGAUUUGAAGGAAACGCGGCGUACCGUGCGAGGAUGGCGUUUGAAAUUUCUAGAUGCUUAGCAACUGCUGAACCGAAGGAUACUGCGUCUGCUUCAUCACCAACCGAAACAGAACCAAAUGUUUCGGCCAAUUCUGAAGAAGUCGCCAGCUCUUCCUCCACCGCUGAUGAUGCCGUGAAGGUAGAAGGUGAUCAGACAACUGAAAACGCUGGACAGACGGUAGAAGAGGAAACUGCCCAAAAAGAGAAUGAGAAAAAAGAAGGAGCUGCAGCGGGUACUUCGAACAGCUCUGCUUCUCGUCCUUUAACCGAAGAGGAUCGUGAAAAGAUGUGCACAGUGCUUUGUGAAUAUGCCUCGCCUAUUUCCAAUGAGAUAUCCGAGCUUGACGAGCAGGAGAAGAUUCUGGUGCGUCAGAAUUCAUUGAGACCGGUAUUUUUGCUCUAUUUUAAGACGACAAUCUACCAUAGGGUUAAGGCUGUUACGUACAGACGAGUACUGGCUGAAUCUGGCCACAAUUACGAAUCUUUGCGUCAGCUCUGGCAAGAAAAGAAACGCGAAGGAAUGGAAGCCAUCAUCAACGAGAUCGCAGAGUUGAAGGAAGAGGAACGCACCGAGCUGGUCGAACUGCUUGACUGCCACUACGAUCCGGACAAGCAAGCAUUUAAGCCGAUUGUGAAGCGCAUGAAGCGUCGUCCUUCCCGAGGACAACCCUUCUUUUCGAACAAGAAUAGCAACGUUCCUCAGCAACAGAAUGGAAACUCUCAGAUGGCAAAGGAAAACCGAAAGCCCUUCCACGGCUACCAAAACAACCAGAAGAACUUUAACAAUAACCACAACGGAAACAAUAUGAUGAACAAGCAGCAAAACCACCAUCAGAACCAGCAACAGCAGCAGUUCUACAACGGUCCAACCUCGCCUGAGUCGAAUAUGCGCAACGGAGGAGGAUCGCCCGGAAAGCGUUUCUAUCAGCGUAAUUCGCGUCGUCGUCGCGGAGGAAAUGGACAAAACCAGAACCAGAACCAACAGAACGGUGGACAGAAUCAACAGUCUCUGAAGAACCACAAUGAUAAUCGUCAAUCGCAUGCGAACUCGAAUCGCCACAAUAACCAUCACUUCCAACAGCCAAUUCCGAGUCAUGCUUAGAGAAGA